Molecule: messenger RNA, 1191 nt
Organism: Ixodes scapularis (black-legged tick)
Lineage: Eukaryota; Metazoa; Arthropoda; Arachnida; Ixodida; Ixodidae
Product: gastric triacylglycerol lipase
Exons: 9
Coding region: 1-1191 (396 amino acids)
Biological process (GO): lipid metabolic process
Molecular function (GO): hydrolase activity, acting on ester bonds
Source: RefSeq, a predicted model, not a curated record
AUGACUGUCGAUAGCGUUAAGUUCUGCCAAACAGAGGGUAAAAUGCACCAGCCCUGGUAUGUCCCAGCCAAUUACAUAGAGGGCGCUCUCAUCAAUGAACAAGGGUAUCCAUUCGAGAGGCACGACGUGGUCACCAGGGAUGGUUACAUCAUCGAGAUGCACCGCAUUCCACGGGGUCGAACGCCCUGCCCGGAACCCUGCCAGCGGGAACCCAUCUUCCUAAUGACCGCAUUGCUCACCGCCUCGUCGAGCUGGGUUCUCGACUUCCCUACGCAAUCUUUGGGAUACGUCUUGGCCGACAACAAAUACGACGUCUGGUUAGGCAACCUGCGAGGAAACACCUACGGCAAACGACACAAAAGAUACAGCCCCAGGUCGAGACGGUUCUGGAACUUUUCGUUUCACGAACAUGCCGUGUACGAUGCUCCAGCUCAAAUCGACUACAUCCUGAACGUGACGAAGAGGAAGAGUCUUCUCUACGUCGGCUUGUCUCAGGGCGCCCUCAUGUUCUUCACGAUGAUGUCCGAGAAGCCAGAGUACAACGACAAGGUCAAAGCCUUCGCGGGGUUGGCGCCCUUUAACAAGCUGGCCCACAUGGUCGUGCCGCCAGUGGCAUUCAUUGCCCCACUCGCGGAACCAUUGCUGCGCUUCGCCGAUUUGCUGGGAUAUUACGAGGUGCUGCCCCAGAAUUCCCUCGCCCUGCCCAUCGCCCGCAUAUUUUGCUCACUCCCUAGAAACAGAGCCCUCUGUUCCUUCCUUGGGGACAACUUUGCGAACCUUGGAAGCAGGUACAUUAACGAAACGCGGGUACCACUGUAUCUCUGCCACACUCCCGCUGGGACUUCGAUGAAGAACGUCAUCCACUUUGACCAGUUGGUGAAGUCGAAGAAGGCACAAAAGUUCGACUACGGAAAAGUUAUUAAUCGAGAGUAUUACGGCCAGCGGAGACCUCCGCUUUACAAGAUAGCCAACGUCAAGACAGACGUCGGAAUCUUCUGGAGCAAGGGAGACCAGUUCGUACCUCCGGCGAAUGUGAAGAUGCUCCUCCGCGAGCUCGGGUCCCGCGUCAAAAAGAACCACUACAUCGACGACGAAUACUACACGCACCUCAGCUUCGCCAUUGCACUCGUCAACCCAAAGUACCUGUAUCCCGACUUGCUCGAGUUUUUGGAACGGUACAGGGGGCCCUGA